AUGGGGUUCAGUGGUUCACGAUCGUCAAGUGAAGGGAAGCCAUUGGACACCAUGGGUAAGGCUUCCUUGUUGCUCCUGAGUCUCGUCGUUCCCUUUGUUCUUCUUCUUCUGCCGGUCUCACGCUCGGCGACGGUGGUGACCCAUCUCCCCGGCUUCCAUGACCGCCUUCCGUUCCACCUCGAGACCGGGUACGUCAGCGUGGACGAGGAGACGGGAGCGGAGCUCUUCUACUACUUCGUGGAGUCCGAGAGGAGCCCUGACACAGACCCCGUGAUCCUGUGGAUGACGGGUGGGCCCUUCUGCUCUGGCAUGAUUUUCUUCGAAGUUGGUCCUAUGAAAUUUGUGUUGGCACCUUAUAAUGGUAGUUUGCCACAGUUGGCCUAUAAUCCCUAUUCAUGGUCCAAGACAGCAAGCAUCAUCCUGUUGGAUUCACCAGUUGGUACUGGUUUCUCGUACGCUCGUGAUGUGGAAGGUUAUCACGAUAUUGGGGAUUUCUCCUUUUCUAUGCAUGUCUUAACAUUUCUCAACAAGUGGUUUACCGACCACCCACACUACCAAUCCAAUCCUUUCUUUGUUGGAGGAAGUUCAUAUGCUGGAAAGAUGUCUCCAAUUAUCGCACAACACAUUUCGCAAGAAAUCGAACUGGGGAAGCAACCCAGGAUUAAUCUCAAGGGCUAUGUAGUCGGCAAUCCUGUUACAGGCUCAGAUUAUGAUGACAAUUUCAGAGUACCAUAUGCUCAUGGUGUUGGGAUUAUAUCCGAUCAACUAUAUGAGGCUGCAAUUCGGAAUUGUAAAGGAAGCUAUAUAAGACCGACGGACAAAAUGUGUGCCAGGGUGCUAAACACUUUUCAAAAUCUUGUGUCUGAAAUUGAUCUGCCACAAAUCCUGGGUGUCAAUUGUAUAAGGGGUAUGUUAACACAUAAAUUUCUAUCAGAAGAAUACACUCAACUAAGUGAUCCGUCUCCUGAGCAACCUACCUUAGAUUGUUUUGCAUACCGUUACUACCUAUGUAAUAUUUGGGCAAACGACGAUUCCACGAGAGAAGCUCUUGGGGUGAAGCGGGGAACAACUGGAGAGUUUAUAAGAUGCAAGAAAAGUAUCCCAUACGCAUCCGAGGUCCCCAGCAGCAUAAAGUACCAUUUCAACCUCACAAGCAGGGGCUAUCGUGCGCUUGUGUUUAGCGGAGACCAUGAUCUUGUGAUACCAUUUUUGAGCACACAUGCGUGGGUUAGAUCCUUCAACUUCUCCGUAGUCGAUGAUUGGAGAGCAUGGCAUCUUGAUGGCCAGGCUGCAGGAUUUACAAUCACAUACGCCAACUAUAUUACAUUUGCGACAAUAAAGGGUGGUGGCCACGUAUCCAUAGAACACCGACCUAAGGAAUGUCUUGCCAUGGCUCGACGCUGGUUGGAUAAUGAGCCUCUAUGA
Triticum turgidum subsp. durum (durum wheat) is the source of this 1425-nucleotide messenger RNA. Lineage: Eukaryota; Viridiplantae; Streptophyta; Magnoliopsida; Poales; Poaceae. The record is from the annotation of a GenBank genome assembly.